CCCCUUCUUUUUCCUCCCUCCCCUCUAACCGCGCCCCCCCUCCCGGAUGGGGGGAAAAAAAAGAUGUCAGCUCCUCCGCUGUAGUAUUGCUCCUUAAAAACCCCUCUCUCUGAAAAUGACAUGCCCUCGCAAUGUAACUCCGAACUCGUACGCGGAGCCGGGCGGAGGAGAGCGCUAUAGCCGGAGCGCAGGCAUGUAUAUGCAAUCUGGGAGUGACUUCAACUGCGGGGUGAUGAGGGGCUGCGGGCUCGCCCCCUCGCUUUCCAAGAGGGACGAGGGCGGCAGCCCCAACCUCGCCCUCAACACCUAUCCGUCCUACCUCUCGCAGCUGGACUCCUGGGGCGACCCCAAAGCCGCCUAUCGCCUGGAACAACCUGUUGGCAGGCCGCUGUCCUCCUGCUCCUACCCACCUAGUGUCAAGGAGGAGAAUGUCUGCUGCAUGUACAGCGCAGAGAAGCGGGCAAAAAGUGGCCCCGAGGCAGCUCUGUACUCCCACCCCCUGCCGGAGUCCUGCCUCGGGGAGCACGAGGUGCCAGUGCCCAGCUACUAUCGCGCCAGCCCCAGCUACUCCGCGCUGGACAAGACGCCCCACUGUGCCGGGGCCAACGACUUCGAAGCCCCUUUUGAACAGCGGGCCAGUCUCAACCCUCGCGCCGAACAUCUGGAAUCGUCUCAGCUCGGGGGUAAAGUGAGUUUCCCUGAGACCCCCAAGUCCGACAGCCAGACCCCCAGUCCCAAUGAGAUUAAGACGGAGCAGAGCCUGGUGGGGCCAAAAGGUAGCCCCUCCGAGAGCGAAAAGGAGCGGGCCAAGACCGCCGACUCCAGCCCGGACACCUCGGAUAACGAAGCGAAAGAGGAGAUAAAGGCAGAAAACACCACAGGAAAUUGGCUGACAGCAAAGAGCGGAAGGAAGAAGAGGUGCCCCUAUACUAAACACCAGACGCUGGAAUUGGAGAAAGAAUUUCUGUUCAAUAUGUAUUUGACGCGAGAGCGCCGCCUGGAGAUUAGCAAGACCAUUAACCUUACAGACAGACAAGUCAAAAUCUGGUUUCAAAAUCGCAGAAUGAAACUCAAGAAAAUGAACCGAGAGAAUCGGAUCCGGGAACUGACCUCCAAUUUUAAUUUCACCUGAGUGUGCGGCCUCCCCUCCUCCCUCCCUCCUCCUUCCUUUCCCCGCCCCUCCUCCCUUUGUGCCUGGUGAUAUUUUUUUUUCCCUCCCUGAGUAUAAAUGCAACGCGCCUGCAAAAAAGGCAAAGACCUCAGACUCUUCCUUCCAAGGGACCUAUGGUUUGUGCUGCGAAGAUGCUUCCACCUAAAGCAUGAGAAAUGGGGUGGUAGGGUGUGGGGUGUGAUGUGUGCCCUCAUAUAUGGGGUGAGAGUGUGGCUGGUGUGUGUGUCAACCUCUCACUCACCCACGCACUCACCCAUAGUAUUCUGUGUUCUCCAUGCAAAGUUAAGAUCGAAUCCACCCGCUUAUAAGGGGAAAAAAGAAAAAUUCAACCAGAGAGGGUCUGUAAUCUCGCAGAGCACAGUCAGAAUCACUCCUUCCUUGCUGCAUUUCCUCCUUAGAAUAAUAGACGUUUUGGAAAGUUCGGCUAGUGUUUGUGUGUUUGUCGUAGCACCCAGCGCCUCCACCAAACCCUCUCGGUGUCUUUACCUCCCAGUCACUCUGAGAAUCUGCUUGAAGUCUCGUAUUUGUACUGCUUUCUGCUUUUCUCCCACCCCCUCCCAGCACCCCUAUACCCCCCACCCACUAACAUCUCAGAAAUUCCAUCCAGAGGAACAAAAAAAAUUAAAAAUAGAACAUAGCAAAGCAAAGAAUGCUCCCCAAUAUUGCCCUGUCUCUGUCUGGGAGUUGUGUUAUUUAAAGAUAUUCUGUAUGUUGUAUCUUUUGCAUGUAGCUUCCUUAAUGGAGAAAAAAAUCCUAAUAAAUUUCCAGAAUCGUAAUCUUCAAA
Messenger RNA from Nycticebus coucang (slow loris), 1955 nucleotides. RefSeq names its product homeobox C10 (gene HOXC10). The coding region runs from base 116 to 1132 and encodes 338 amino acids. Gene Ontology annotation, molecular function: DNA-binding transcription factor activity, RNA polymerase II-specific; RNA polymerase II cis-regulatory region sequence-specific DNA binding. Gene Ontology annotation, biological process: regulation of transcription by RNA polymerase II. The transcript has 2 exons. Lineage: Eukaryota; Metazoa; Chordata; Mammalia; Primates; Lorisidae. The record is from RefSeq and is a predicted model, not a curated record. Gene Ontology annotation, cellular component: nucleus.